Molecule: messenger RNA, 6495 nt
Organism: Cuculus canorus (common cuckoo)
Lineage: Eukaryota; Metazoa; Chordata; Aves; Cuculiformes; Cuculidae
Gene: ZC3H12D
Product: zinc finger CCCH-type containing 12D
Exons: 7
Coding region: 347-2236 (629 amino acids)
Biological process (GO): 3'-UTR-mediated mRNA destabilization; nuclear-transcribed mRNA catabolic process, RNase MRP-dependent
Cellular component (GO): cytoplasmic ribonucleoprotein granule; nucleus
Molecular function (GO): mRNA binding; RNA endonuclease activity; metal ion binding
Source: RefSeq, a predicted model, not a curated record
GUCUCUGGUCCUGUGGGCAGAGGGCACCGUGCCUGCAGUGCUGUCUGCAUUAUCCAAAGUCUCCCAGAGUUAAUCUCUCCUUGAGUCUCCAACCCUUCCUGCUGUCUAAAAGCGGAUUUGGGGAAUAUUUUUUGCAGCAAGUUGACAUCAGCCUUGCCAUAAAGCCUCUAAAUAUGAGCUGAUGACUUCCUUGUGAGCCCAGUACUGCUCUGAAUCCAACUUCUGGCUCACGAAUGGUGGGACGAUAUUGCUGAGACACAGAAAGAGCAGCUGUCAGCUGUUGCCUGUUGGACAAGCCUGUGAAGACAGGAGCACUGGGUUUAAAGGAACUUAAAUACCUGCUAAGAUGGCACUGACUAGUUCACUUUCUAGCAAGCCAAUGCCACCAUGCUCCAGAGAAGUUUCUACAGCAGGAGUAGAAGUGCACCAGAGCAAGCUGGAUUUUUUCUGCAAGCUGGGCUAUGGUAAGCAGGACAUCUGCAAAGUGCUGGAGAACCUGGGCCAAGAGGCCCUGGAGGAUGAUGUGCUGAAAGAGCUAAUUCGGAUGGGGAGCAAACCUCAAGCUCUGGAAAGCCAGGCUCAGCCUUCUUCACUAAAACUUGUUGCCCGUGGAUCAUGUAGCACUACACCAGCAUCGAAAUGGCUUGCUGAAGAUGAAAGUGAUUCUUCCAGUUACUUGAGACCCAUUGUGAUUGAUGGCAGCAAUGUGGCGAUGAGUCAUGGAAACAAAGAGGUAUUCUCCUGCUGGGGGAUCCAGCUGGCCGUGGAUUGGUUUCGAGAGAGGGGACACACGUACAUCAAGGUUUUUGUCCCACUCUGGAGAAAGGAGCCCCCCCGACAAGACAGUCCCAUUGCAGAUCAGCACAUUCUUGAAGAGCUUGAAAAGCAAUCAAUCCUUGUGUACACCCCAUCCCGGAAGGUGAAAGGCAAGAGGGUAGUUUGCUACGAUGAUCGCUAUAUAGUGAAAGUUGCUUAUGAGAAAGACGGAGUCAUUGUUUCCAAUGACCACUACCGGGAUCUCCAGAAUGAAAACCCCGAAUGGAAAUGGUUUAUUGAGCAGCGACUGCUCAUGUACUCUUUUGUCAGUAACAGGUUUAUGCCUCCUGAUGAUCCAUUAGGCCGGCAUGGACCCAGUCUUAAUAACUUCCUCAGCAAAAAGCCAGUGCUUCCUGAACCAAAGUGGCAGCCUUGCCCCUAUGGUAAAAAAUGCACCUAUGGCAAUAAAUGCAAAUUUUACCACCCAGAGAGACCACAUCAAGCUCAGCUUUCAGUUGCUGAUGAGCUCAGGGCCAAAAUAAAAGUCCCAUUAAACCUGGUUAAAGAGGAGAAGCAUAAUUGCUCUCUGCAGAGGACUGGAGAAGAGCCUGCACUGCCUGACGCCUGCACAGCAAUGCUGCGAGAAGCCAGCAGCUGCGCAAGGUCUCCCUGCUACCUGGGGAGGUCCCAAGGUAGCUGUUGUGAGCAGCCAUCUGGUGCCUGGGCCAGCGGCCUCAGCUCUGACCGGGGACUGGACCAGCGGUUGCUACAGCCGGAGCUGCUGCAAGAUCAGCCACUCCUGGAGAAGAUGUCAGUGCUAUCCGUUGGUGAUGACACCUGUGACUACAAUCAGUCCAUACGCACCUCUCAAGACAGAAAGAUGAUGGACAGCCUUCAUCGCUGUGGUGACCUCAGGCACAACCUGUACUCGCUUCAUUACCCCCACAGAUUGGACCACACCUGCUUACCAGGAUGUUCUUUCCAGCAAAGUGUGCUCCUGUCUACCCAGGGUGGAACGUGCCCAGACCACAGCUGGCCUCAGGAGUGCUGCAGCAUGCAUGGGAUGGGGCAGAGGAGCCACUACAUCCCUGACGGUAUUCAGCACAAACAGGACCUGGAGACUUUGCAACGUGUUUUGCUGCAGUCCGCAGCUCUUGCCCCUGACUCACUUCACUCGUACAGCGAGCAUCAGCUGCAGCAGCACUAUUUCCCCCACAGGCCCCCACGGCAGCACUUUCUGUUAGACUCCAGCAAGGGGCUGGGCUUCCUCCAGAAAGCUCAUGCUAAUCCCAACACUUCUUACAGUGACUACUGGCCCACCCCAGCUGCAAGGCCACUCUCUGCCCAGCAAGCAAACAUCCACAUGGAGCUGUGCUCUCUUUUCCCGUACAGUGAGGUGAAUCACAUAAUGGCUUUGUACCCCGAUAUCAAGGAUUUUGCUAGCUUGACUUUACUGAUUCAAAGACACAGAAACUUGUGAAGCCUCCAGAUCAAACCUUUCCCAGCAAGCACAAGUCCUGAGGCAAAAUGGUGCUAUUCUGAGGCUUAACUAGGGUUACAGGUGUUCCGGGAGCACAAGUUUAAGCAUCAACCAGCUAUGCCACACAGGGCAACAAGAGAAGGCAAAGUCUGCUGUUCACUGCAGCGGGAUCUCAUUCACCUCCCGUGGAAGUGAAUGGGAGGGCUCAGGGUAACUGGGCUGUCAGCAUUUGAUCAUUGCUAGUGACUGGGUUCAGGGUGCCAUCGAUCUUCAUUAAUGCCUCGAAACACUAGACGUGCUUUUAAAAGUCCUGACCUAUUGCACAAGCACCAUAAAAGAGCCAAAUUCCAUGGCCUUCAGUAAAGGGCUCUCCAUAGACCCACCCCCAUGACUACUUGCUCAAUUAGCAUAAAACGUAAUUUGGCCUAUUUUUGCUAACACAGGGCUGUGCCCUCUGCUAGGAGGCAUCUUUGGCUCCACAUUAUUGCCUGAUAACGGCCCAGUCCUGUAGCUAUGAGCUUUCAAAGACACGUUUCAUGUUUGUAAAUCAAUGCUAUGAACACACAGAGUCACUAGCAGAGGUGGUGGAGGUACCAGCACUUGAAGAUAGCUGCAGGUGUAUUUUUCACACACAACGUAAGCCAAAUCAAGGAAGUCAUCUUCAGUGUAAGUAAGUCCUGAUGUAGGUUGAAGUCUCGGAGUUUUAUUUCCAAAAAAGAAGAAACACAGAUGACGCCAAGGCCAAAAAAAAGAAAUAUCUCAUAAUGCAGUUCUACAGCUGAUUAUAACUACAAACAUUUAAACUGCAUUCUACUGGGACACAUUUGAUUGUCAGUAAGCUGUAAAGCUGCUGAUCUCUGCACUCUUCCACUGAAUUCUUCAGGUUAUAAUCCAGAUAUUAAAAUUGAUUCUGAAGGUUUUUGGCAUUAUACCAAAGUCCAAGUAUGUCUGUAUGACAGGUUUUAGAAAUGGUUUAACACAUUAUAUAAUGGUCAUCAAGAACACUUUAUUCUGAAUAAUAUAAUCCUUUUUCUUUUUUUCAAAAAAAUAUUUUAUUUAUUUAUUUAUUUUCCAUUCCUUUUAGCACUGAUGCUUCAUCAAGUCAAACAGUUGGGUGGGAUUGACAAAUUCUCUGACUCUGCAGGGUCUCUGUUAGGUUCUUCUGAGGUACAAUUGGUGACGUUGGUCCCAGGCAGGAAUUAAACACAGCCCUCACUGACAACUCUGGAUUGCUUUCAGAAAGGUGACUAAGGAGUAGUGAUUCAUGUUUUGUGACAUUAUCACAUGAUGCAUUUUUUGAAAGUGGGGAUAGUCUGACGUGUUCCCUACAUUCUUUGUUUUGGUGGUGGUGUUUCAAGAAUCUUCAAGAAACACGUAUACUGUAUCAGUUCAACCUCCCAUGGGCAUGUGGUGGUUGGCUCCAAGAAAUUCUAGUUCGGAGGUACGAUCUAUCUUCACAGAAUAUGAAAAUAUUUCCAUAUGUCAUGAAUUUUCCACUAAUUAUAGUCACAAUAUAUAAAACUGGAUCACCAGAAUGGCUUAUAUAUUUACCCACUGCAUAUUACAUAAAGAUUAGAAAUGACAUUGAAACAAAACUGUGGAAUAAAUGCCCUGUGCAAUGCUUUGAGGAGUACUUGAGUUCUACAGCUGUUGUUAGUCACAGUGAAAUAUACCAUGCAUCACCACACUUAAAACUGAUCUGACCCAAGACAUUUCAUGGAUUAAUUGCCUACAUGUCCCCAUGCAAAGCCAGGCUGAUAGGUUUGCCUAACAACCUGUAUCUGAGCUUUCCCAACCACUGCUGCACACCAAUACAGCUGCAGAGAAUGUGCGAUGCAGAGUGGAAAAAUACCUUCCACACACUCAAAGAGAGCAAGUGCGAAAUGACAGCUGUCAAAAAACAUACACAGAGUAGUGGAUCAGGGUAGAGCCGUACAUGUCAACAUUUAUUUUUAUGUCUGGAAUGUAUGUUCCAGAAAGUAUUUAAGAUCUACAGAAAAAUUGGCAUGCUCUCUUUACACCGUACCGGUGGCUUGCUGAAGAGAUGAGCAUAAGCUUCUCUCCUUUUCCUUUGAGGAUGCUCAGGAAGUUAGCAGUUGUUUAAAAUCCUCUCUUGAAGUUUAAUAACUUGUUUUUCUUUCAUUUCUGCCUUAUUUACUGAGGAAUCUUUCAGUAAAAUACAUAUAAUGUGCAUUCUGCUGAGAAAGUGGCUGAGAAAAUAAAACAGACUUUGGCACUAAACAGAACUUGAUUUCUCUUGGCUCUUCUGCUCACCAGAGGGUUUUUUUCUCAUGGAGCUUUUGUUCGAAGGGCAGCUCAGCAGCAGUGCUGUGUCACUGUCUGCUUGAGAGAAAAUCUGCCACUGGCUGAGAGCCCAUGGAAAGCACAGACUCCUUUGUUAUUUCACCACAGCAGAAGUAUCUGGGACUGAGAAUUUUCUGCUGCAGAGCCUUUUACACUUUCCAAGAGAGGAGUAUUUGGUUUUGGCUUUGUCAGCUGCUGAGGUAAGGGCAGGGGCUGCUAACAGAAAGGAGGAAGCAGCUUUUGCACCGGUGGCAGAGUAGAAGGCUGUUGCUAUUUGGUGUCUCUGCUGAGAUGCCUUUGAGUCCAACUCUCACUGCCAAGUUGAAAAUGAAUCCAUAAAUCCCAGCAGGCUCAGAAAGCCCUUUAUGCUCUUCGCUUUUUGGUUGUCAAGACUCUUUUAGAAGAAGCUGGAAGCAGUGGGAGCAAUCCUGCAGGAGACAGACUGUUUCCUAAGGGAGAUUUACAGAGUUGCCAAGUUAAUUUUGAGAUUCAUAAAAAAAAAAAGUUCCAGAAGACAAUCCUUUUCUCUGCUCUCAACCUUUCCCAAAGAGUUAGGAAGCCACAGACACUCUCCUUUGUGAGGAGAAACUAGGAAAACUACAUACAAACAUUUCACUGCAAAGUCUUGAGUGGAAUUCACCCCUGCAACAACUCCUUGGCAUGAAAAGGAGUAAAGAGGGUGAUCCCCUGCACCCGAUGCAGUUCUGGGCAGCUCACAGUACCUUCCCUCUCACUUCAACACAGAAAUUUCUCCCUCACAGAACACUGGUGACAAUUCUACUUAGUUUGGUGAGCUUAGAUACCAUAAAAAUUAAUGCUGUAAGAUAGUCUAUGAAGUAGAUAAUUGCAUUGCUCUGCAUCAAACACUUGUAUUUGAUUUGAGCAGGUGGCCAAGAAGGUCAACAGCAUCCUGGCUUAUCUCAGAAAUGGUGUGGCCAGCAGGAGUAGGUAAGCGAUUGUCCCUCUAUGUGCAGCACUGGUGAGGCCGCAUUUCAAAUAUUGGGCCCCUCAUUACAAGAAAAACAUUGAGCUGCUGGAGCGUGUUCAGAGAAAGGCAAUAAAACUGGUAAAGGGUCUAGAGAACAAGUCUUAUGAGGAGCAGCUGAGGGAACUGGGGUUGUUUAGCCUGCAGACAAGGAGGCUGAGGGGAGACCUUAUCUCCCUCUACAAUACCUGAAAAGAGGCUGUAGUGAGGUGGGUGUUGGUCUCUUCUCCCAAGUAAUCAGCAAGAGGAUGAGAGGAAAUGGCCUCAAUCUGCAUUAGGGGAGGUUUAGAUUAGAUAUUAGGAAAAAAAUAUUUACUGAAAGAGUUGUCAAGCAUUGAGACAGGCUGCCCAUGGAAAUGAAGCGUCGAUCCCCUGGAGGAAUUAAACAUAUAGAUGUGGCACUUUGGGAUAUGUUUCAGUAGGCAUGGUGGUAUUGAAUCAGAUGAGCCUAAGAUCUUAGGUCUUUUCCAACCCUAACAAUUCUACGAUGCCAUGGUCCUAUUUGCCAACUAUUCUGAGAAGUUUCGCUAAUAUUUUAACUCACUCCCCAUAAGAGCUGGCCCAAUUUAUAAGCAAACAAUUGAACUAAUCACAAAAAACUAAAGAGAACAAAAGAGGUUUCACUGCUUCUCUCCUCUUUAAAAAUGUUGGAUUGCUAGGGAAGAGCAAGCCAGCCCUGUACUUCAAGUGCAACAGAACACUUCUGCAAGCCAAAAAAACCCCCGAAGCAUCUGGUGAAAGCCUUUAACAGACAGACUCCUACAUCUGACACAAGCAUUUUAACAACAUAUCUCUUAAGAUAACAAUUCAGACAUUACCUUUCACCUUUUGUAUGGACUUUCCCCAAGCCAGGAGUAUGAACAUCUGUGUUUUACUCCGAGGGGCAUAACUCACAGUCUCUGCCACCAGAAGCCUUUUGCUUCUCUGCCCCAGGGUACAUCUGCUCUGCAUUCACUGUCAUACAUACAAA